AUGGCCAUCCCGCUCCAGGCGAAGAAGCAGCAGGAGAACGGAAGCAAGGGCGGCCAAGGCAGCGACGUGGACGGCGGCGACGACAACCCUUCGGCGGCGGAGGAGCUGCGGGAGCUGUGGCGCAUGGCGGCGCCGAUCACGGCGCUCAACUGCGUUGUGUACCUGCGCGCCAUGGUGUCCGUGCUCUGCCUGGGCCGGCUCGGCCCGCUCGACCUCGCCGGCGGCGCCCUCGCCAUCGGGCUCACUAACAUCACGGGCCACAGCGUGCUCUUCGGCCUCGCGUCCGGUCUCGAGCCGCUUUGUGCCCAGGCCUACGGCUCCCGCAACUACGACCUGCUCACGCUCUCCCUCCACCGCGCCGUGCUGCUGCUCGCCAUCGCCGCCGUCCCCAUCGCGCUGCUCUGGCUCAACGUCGGCCCCAUCCUCGUCGCGCUCGGCCAGGACCCGGCCCUCUCCGCCUCCGCCGCCGCAUACGCCGCGUGGGCGCUCCCGGACCUCGCCGCGCUGGCCGUUCUCCAGCCGCUCCGCGUCUACCUUCGGUCCCAGGGCAUCACCAAGCCCAUGGCCGCCUGCUCCGCCGCCGCCGUCGCGCUGCACAUCCCGCUCAACUUUCUCCUCGUCUUCCGCAUGGGCUUCGGCGUGCGCGGCGUCGCGGCCGCGCAGGCGCUCACCAACACCAACAUGGUGCUCUUCCUGCUCGCCUACGUACGCUGGGCGGGCGCGUGCGACGACACGUGGAGGGGCUUCGCGCGGCCGGCCGCCGUCGCCAGCGGGCUCGGCGGGCUCGUCCGCCUGGCCGUGCCCAGCUGCAUCGGCGUGUGCCUCGAGUGGUGGUGGUACGAGGUCGUCACCGUGCUCGCGGGCUACCUCCAGAACCCCACCGCCGCCGUCGGCGCGGCCGGAGUCCUUAUCCAGACCACCAGCCUGAUGUACACCGUGCCCAUGGCGCUCGCGGCCUGCGUCUCCACCCGGGUGGGCAACGAGCUGGGCGCCGGGAAGCCGCGGCGUGCGCGGAUGGCGGCGACGGUGGCGCUGUGGUGCGCGGCGGGCGUGGGCCUGGCGCACGUGGCGUGGACGGCGGCGUUCAGCGCGCAGUGGGUGUCGCUGUUCACGCGGGAGCCGUCGGUGGUGCUGCUGGCGUCGGCGGCGAUGCCGGUGCUGGGGCUGUGCGAGCUGGGCAACUGCCCGCAGACCACGGGGUGCGGCGUGCUGCGCGGCACGGCCAGGCCCGCCGUGGGCGCCCGCAUCAACCUGCUCUCCUUCUACCUCGUCGGCACGCCCGUGGCGGUGCUGCUGGCGUUCGGGCCCUGGCCGUGGACCGGGUUCGGCGGGCUGUGGUACGGGCUGCUGUCCGCGCAGGCCGCCUGCGUGGCCCUGGUGCUGGUCGCCGUCGUGUGGCGCACCGACUGGCGCGUCGAGGCCAUGCGCGCGCGGAAGCUGACCGGCACCGGCCCGGAGACGACGGCGACCGCCACCGAGGGCGAGCAGGAGGAGAUGAGGCGCCUCGUGGCCGGCAACGGCCGGGAGGCCGACGUCGACGUGUAG
Molecule: messenger RNA, 1545 nt
Organism: Triticum turgidum subsp. durum (durum wheat)
Lineage: Eukaryota; Viridiplantae; Streptophyta; Magnoliopsida; Poales; Poaceae
Source: the annotation of a GenBank genome assembly